Darwinula stevensoni is the source of this 327-nucleotide messenger RNA. The record is from the annotation of a GenBank genome assembly. Lineage: Eukaryota; Metazoa; Arthropoda; Ostracoda; Podocopida; Darwinulidae.
CGUGGCCGGAUCCAUUCAUUCUUCGACUCCCACUUCACAGUUCAACAUUGGCUUCAUUUCUUCAUCGUUUGUGCCGGGAACUACACCGAAACCUUCAAGAUGAAGCUCGUUUUUGGAUUGCUACCGUUAUUGUGCCUGACAGCUUUGGCCUAUAACAGAGCAUCGAACUCGUCCGAAACCCUCACCGCUGCUGAAUCCGCCCAGUGGGGCAGAUAUGGGGGCUACCCUGGGGGCGGUUAUGGAGGUUAUGGAGGCUAUGGUGGCGGCGGCUAUGGAGGCUACGGAGGAGGAUAUGGUGGUCAUCGCCAUCAUCACCAUCAUGGCUGA